Neoarthrinium moseri is the source of this 2910-nucleotide messenger RNA. RefSeq lists its product as uncharacterized. Lineage: Eukaryota; Fungi; Ascomycota; Sordariomycetes; Amphisphaeriales; Apiosporaceae. The transcript has 3 exons. Gene Ontology annotation, cellular component: nucleolus. Gene Ontology annotation, molecular function: RNA binding; protein binding. The record is from RefSeq and is a predicted model, not a curated record. The coding region runs from base 1 to 2910 and encodes 969 amino acids. Gene Ontology annotation, biological process: positive regulation of transcription by RNA polymerase I; positive regulation of rRNA processing.
AUGGCGCCCAGCACGACGAUCGAUGAGGCCAAGGCUGCGAGCAAGCGCAAGCGGGACGCCGAAGAACUCGGCAGGAGUAAACGAGCGAAGCGAGACAAGCAGAAGUUGAAGAACAGGGAGUCGACUGGCUCACACCGCGAGAGCUCUCCCCAGCCUGAGCCCCUGGACUACCAGGAAGCCGCUCCAGGGACCCCUCUAGUCGAAACCCGGAUCCUCGAAGUCAAGUCAGAGCAGCGGAAGAAGGCAAAGAAGCAGACCAAGAGCCAAGAUGCCUCCCCGUGGACGCUGUCCCAACCCAUGGGAGGAAGAAUGCUGGAUAUUGACCCCAUCCUUACCAGCAACGACAAGUAUCUGAUUCUCGCAUACACCACCUCUGUCCAAGUAUACUCUGCUGCCGACUCUCUUCUUAUCCGCAAGAUACCACUGCCGCUAGUCGCCAAGAACACCGAGAACAUCGUCGGUUUCUCUCUGUCCCCGACCUCGCCAGAUCUCCUCUGGAUCGCCUCAUCCACUGGCCGACUGUGGCAGGGCAACUGGACCACCGGCCAGGGCUUUGACGCACCUGUUCAGCUCGACUGCUCAAUGCUCAAGGAUUUUACUGUGCAGUCCGUGGUGAUCAACAAGCGACCUACGGAUGUGCCUUUCGUCUCCGGCCUCGCGAACGACACCUGGCAUAUCUGGGCUUGCCAUGUUCAGGACAAGGAGCUGAAGAAGCAGAGACCGCUGCUCUCUCGCGAGGACGUUAUUGAAAACCUGCGCUCCAUCGACAACGGCCGAGCUCUCGCCGCUUCUUCGAGGAGAGACAUCAUUCUCGGCUCGCUUCAGACGACCUUCUGUGGCUCCAUCAAGGACCUUGCUUACGAGUUCUUCAUACUCGAUUGCGCCGACGAAAUAACCUCCCUCGACCUACGCGGCGCUGAGCGUGUCCACCUGAACCGCAAGUCACAACUUCGCGCUGGUGAUGAGGCUGUACUCGAUCUCGUGGUCGGAUGCGCACGCGGAGCAAUCUACUUCUACAAUGACCUUUUGCCUCAGUUGCAAUAUCUGCAGAAGGCUGGUGGCAAGAACUACACCUUACAGCCUAGGAAAUACCACUGGCACCGCAAGGCUGUGCACGCCGUCAAGUGGUCGCAAGAUGGUAACUACAUCAUCUCCGGUGGCUCCGAAUCGGUUUUGGUUUCGUGGCAAUUGGAUACAGGGAAGAUCGACGUGCUUCCUCAUUUGACCGCCACUAUUGAGAACAUUGUCAUCUCUAGCCGCGGUUCUAAUUAUGUCAUUCAUCUGGACGAUAAUUCGACCAUGAUUAUGUCUACAGCGGAGAUGAAGCCUACCACUUAUGUCUCUGGCAUCCAGUCACUUGUUGCCCCGCCGCCGCCAUCGAAGGACAAUUUUGUCAAAAGAAUCGGUCAAGUCCAAGACCGAACCAUACUCUCAAAGAUUCCUGCAGCUAUCGACCCAAAGAAUGCUACGCGCUUACAGGUAUGCGUCGGCAAUGGACAGCAGACUAGCCAUUCUGGAGAUGCAGCAUCUACACCACUGCUGCAGACUCUAGAUCUCAGCACCGUUCAAGGUAUUGCGAAACAGGCGAUGACUCGAACGCAUCCCACCGACGUCAACGCAACAUCAAAGGGCUACCCAAUCACAGAGCCCAGGGUGACCCACAUGGCAUAUUCACAUGAUGCGAAGUGGUUUGCUACUGUGGACGAGUGGCAGCCUCCUGCGCGGGACACUGAGGUCUUGGACUCAUCCGCGGAUAGGCGCGAGGUAUACCUAAAAUUCUGGACCACCCCAAGCGAAGGCCAGACGUUGGAGCUCGUGUCCCGCGUCAACGCCCCCCACUACACCGGUCGGGAUGAACGUGUCCUUGAUCUGGCCGCCGAUCCAACGUCUCAUACCUUUGCCACCAUCGGCGAGGAUGGUGUGGUGAGAUUAUGGAAACCCGCCAUCAGGCAGCGUGAUGGCAUCGUUGUCAAGAGCAGAACGGGCAAGGCAAUGGAGAGCUGGGCCUGUGUUUCUGCGAUCCAUCUUCAGGAGAACAAAGCCCUCGCGGACUCGCAAGUCGUAUUGGGCAGAUCUUCACCCCAGCGGAGUGGUGCAUUGUCGUUUUCCGAAGACGGCUCUAUGCUAGCCUGCGCUUUCCAGAACGGCCCCGAGUCUGCGACCUACCUUGUCGAUGUUGAGUCUGGUAGCGUUGUGGAUUCGCUCGAUGGUCUUAUCAGCGGAUCAGUCCAGAGUCUUCGGGUACUGUCGACGCAAGUCAUCGUCUUGUCUCAGGUGCUCGUUGUAUACAACAUUGUUCAAGACGAGUUGACGUACGGUAUCAACCUGAGUCCGGAUGGUGCGGCGGCAGCGAUUCAAUCUCUGUCGCAGCUUGAGGUGGACUACCCAUCGCGUAGCUUUGCGAUCACUGUUUCGCGCGCCAACAGGCAUGAGGUGGUCAAGUCCGAGGUGGCCGUAUUCAACUUCGACGGUUGUGAGCCGGAAUUUGUUCAUCAAUUCUCACACCCCGUGGUAUCAUUGAUUACUUCCCCUGGUUCCAGCGGAUAUCUUGUCCUGGAUUCCUCGGCCCAGGUCUGGUCCCUCAGCCAGAGCGCAGAUACAAACUCUGUGGCCGUAGCUCAACCUUUGGCUGAUAUCAACCUUGACAAAGAGCCCGCGAAUGCCAUUGAAAAUGGUGUUCUCGCCUUCGUCAACGAGACAGACGAGGUUGCCAGCGAUGAUGAGAUGGAGGUGGAUGCUCCAGAAGAUGUAGCAAUGGAGGGUGAAGAAUACCCUGUCGUGGUUCCCCCUCAAAAGCUCGCAGAACUAUUCGACUCGGCACCGCCAUUCGCCAUGCCACCCAUCGAAGACAUGUUCUACCAAGUCACCAAGCUCUUCACCUCAAAGUCCAGCCCGGCUGAGGCGGCGUGA